This is a messenger RNA of Nicotiana attenuata, 2073 nucleotides long. RefSeq lists its product as uncharacterized. The transcript has 4 exons. Lineage: Eukaryota; Viridiplantae; Streptophyta; Magnoliopsida; Solanales; Solanaceae. Bases 1 to 2073 code for a protein of 690 amino acids. The record is from RefSeq and is a predicted model, not a curated record.
AUGGAAAGCAUGCCUANUGAUGCACACUCAAAAUCUAAUUUUCUGAUGCGUGUGGCUAUAAUGUGGACGAUCAAUGACUUUCCUGCAUAUGGAAAUCUUUCAGGAUGGUCAACCAAAGGCAAGCUUGCAUGCCCUUGUUGCCAUAAAGAUACACAAUCGACUUCCUUGCGGAGUAAGUUGUGUUAUAUGGGUCAUCGUCGCUUCCUUCCCAUGGACCAUCCAUGGCGGAGAAGUAGGACGUUAUUUGAUGGGAAAGUUGAAAUGGGAGUUGCACCUAACCCUUUAACAGGUGAUGAAGCACUUGUACAAUUACAAGCUUUGGGUAAUGUGAGUUUUGGCAAAGGACAAAAGAGAAAGCGUGAUGUUCAUAGCAAUGCGUACAAUUGGAAGAAGAAAAGUAUCUUUUUCCAAUUGCCUUAUUGGAAGAGUCUUAUGUUACGACAUAACCUUGAUGUGAUGCACAUCGAAAGAAAUGUGUCCGAUAAUAUUAUAUCAACUGUCAUGAAUAUGGUUGGAAAGACAAAAGACACAUUGAAAAGUAGAUAUGACUUGAUGGAUCUUGGAAUCAGACAAAGAUUGCAUCCUAUUGAGGAUGGGAAUAAUAUUUUGUUACCGGCAGCAUGCUAUGCAUUGUCCACGGAAGAGAAGCUGAAGGUGUGUCAACGUACAGGAGAAAAAGAUACAUGGAUUGAAAUGUCACGAUCAUCAUGUAUGUUGCAAGACAUUUUUCCAGUAGCUAUACGUGGUUUGCUACCCGAGGAAGUGUGUGAUCCAAUUAUAGCCUUAGGAAAGUUUUUCAAGAAUAUAUACUCUAAGUGCUUGACGAUUGAAGAUCUUGAUAUCCUAGAGGCAGAAAUUCCUGUUAUUUUGACCAAACUUCAACUUGUUUUCCCUCUGGCUUUCUUUGAUGUCAUGGUUCAUUUGCCAAUUCACUUGCCAAGUGAGGCAAAGCUUGGUGGACCAGCUCAAUAUCGGAAUAUGUAUCCUAUUGAGAGGUAUCUACGAACACUUAAGUCAUAUGUUCGCAAUAAAAAUCGUCCAGAAGGUUCAAUUGCAGAAGGUUAUUUGGUAGAGGAAAGCCUCACAUUUUGCUCACGAUACUUGAAGAAUAUCUCAACAAAGUUCAAUAAACCAACUAGGAAUGACGAUGGAUCUGUGUCAAAUGAUGAGAUGUAUAUCUUUAAAAAAAGUGGGCAAACAAAAGGUGCCUCAGAUGGCAUCAGGCUAUCUCAUGAUGAGUUUAAACAAGCAUGUAUGUAUGUGCUUCAAAAUUGUGAAGAGAUAUUUGUACUAUCUGCACAAGGACGCGUAAAUGAUGAGCUCAUAAGAUUAGCCGUCGGUCCUGCACCAUUAGUAUAUCGGUAUUCAACAUUUGUGGUGAAUGGAUUUAGAUUCCAUACAAAAGAGCUUGCAUUGAGAAGAAAAAUGCAGAAUAGUGGUGUUCUUGUGAGAGGAGAUGAUUCAGACUCUAAUAAGGAGUAUUAUGGUGUAUUAGAGGACAUUUAUGAGUUAUCUUAUGUGGGAAACAGAAAAGUUUACUUAUUCAAGUGUCAUUGGUGGGAUGUGGCUCGCUUAGGAAGAGGAUAUAAGAUUGACAAAUAUGGCUUCACAAAUGUGAAUACUCGGUGUGCCUUGAAUACAAAUAAGCCAUUUGUGUUGGCAUCUCAGUUAGAACAAGUCUUUUACUUGGACGACAUGGUCGAUAAUGAUUGGCUUGUUGUUGUGAAGACAAAUCCUCGUGACCUUUUCAAAAUGCCUGAUAAUGAUGAUAAUUGUGUAGAUAUUGAAGAUGAAGAAUUACUAAAUGAAGAAGUUUAUCAGCAAAAGGAAGCUGAAUUUAAUACUUUGUACACCAAUGACCAACAAAAUAUUGUUGAGGUGUCUCUACAUAGGGAUAAUGUUGAACCACAAAGUAUUAGCUACGAUCGUGCAAGUACGCAAGUUCAAAACAAUGUGCAUAAUGAGAAAGAUGAUUUCAUUAAUGACAAUCAUAUAGAAAUAUCAGAGAGUGAAGAUAGCGAAGAAGAGUUAUUUGAUGAUGAUGAUGGGGAGGACACUGAUACAUCCUCUUGA